Sesamum indicum (sesame) is the source of this 1747-nucleotide messenger RNA. RefSeq names its product hydroxyproline O-arabinosyltransferase RDN2. Gene Ontology annotation, molecular function: glycosyltransferase activity. The record is from RefSeq and is a predicted model, not a curated record. NCBI's taxonomy places the organism in Eukaryota, Viridiplantae, Streptophyta, Magnoliopsida, Lamiales, Pedaliaceae.
AGACAACACACCCCGCACACGCACACGUUUUCAUUUGCUCAUCAUUGGCGUGUGUGAUAGUACGAGGAGGCUCUAACACUUUUGUGAUCUUUGCUCUCAGACAAAUCUAUCGCCCACUUCUACGCAUUCUUCUGCUGUUUUUUCUGUCUCAUUCGCACUUCUCUUUCUUCCCUUCUCUCACACCAUUCCUUCUCCUCUCUCUCUCUCGUUUUCCCUCCCAGUUCUUGAUUGAAGAUGAGUUAUUUGUAUCUCUACGUUCGACAGAUUGAAAUGGUAUUUGACAAAAAAAGUCACAGAAGGCAUAAUGAGAGCGAGUAUUAGUAUGUCCAGUUCUUUUCAUUUUGGGGAAAGAGAAGCUGCAUGACAGCUUGCUUUCCUUGUGUUCUUGAAGGUAUUUGAAAGAGAAAACUAGUUGGUUUUUGGUUCAGGUGGAUCAUUCUUUGAUUCGAAGAUCACAUUUAGGGAAGAAAAACAUGAGGCAAGCGGUACCAGUUUUCUUGGUAAUCUUGUCUAUUGGCGUUUUCUUCUUGACAUAUAACUUCAUUACGAUGAUUGUACAUUACCGAGACUCCAGUCCUAGAAAAUGGACUUCUGGUGAAAACUCGAGUCAGCUUCUCACUGAUCCAGUCAUUGAGAUGCCAGAGCAUGCAAAAAGAACAAAGAAUCAAAGGCUGCUUUUUCAUGUUGCCCUGACAGCCACUGCUUCGCCCUAUAGCAGAUGGCAGUGUCGUAUAAUGUACUACUGGUAUAAGAAGAGGAAGGAUUUGCCUGGAUCAGACAUGGGAAAGUUUACUCGAAUUCUUCAUUCUGGAAAUCCUGAUAACCUGAUGGACGAGAUCCCUACAGUUGUGGUUGAUCCUCUUCCUGAAGGUUUGGAUCGGGGUUAUGUCGUCCUGAACAGACCAUGGGCUUUCGUGCAAUGGCUGGAUAAGGUGAAAAUUGAAGAAGAAUAUAUAUUGAUGGCAGAACCUGAUCAUAUAUUUCUAAAUCCACUGCCCAACUUGGUCUAUGAAGGAUAUCCUGCUGCAUUCCCCUUUUUUUACAUCAAGCCCUCAGAAAAUGUGAAGAUUAUACGGAAGUUUUUCCCAGAGGAAAUGGGUCCAGUAACAAGCAUUGAUCCCAUCGGGAAUUCUCCAGUUAUAAUUAAGAAGGAUUUGCUGGAGAAAAUUGCACCUACCUGGAUGAACGUUUCGCUUAAAAUGAAAAAUGAUCCAGAGACAGAUAAUACUUUUGGAUGGGUGCUAGAAAUGUAUGCAUAUGCUGUGGCCUCUGCUCUUCAUGGAGUGCAGCAUAGUCUCUACCGAGGCUUCAUGUUGCAGCCUCCAUGGGACUUGGAAACCGGAAAUAAGUUUAUUCUUCAUUACACUUACGCUUGCGACUACAACAUGAAGGGUGAACUAACUUAUGGGAAAAUCGGAGAGUGGCGUUUCAAUAAGCGAUCCUACCUUCACGGGCCUCCACCUCGAAAUCUGUCAUUGCCUCCUCCUGGUGUUCCAGAAAGUGUGGUGACUCUUGUAAAAAUGGUGAAUGAAGCUACUGCCGACAUCCCAGAUUGGGAUACGGCACAAAAAUGAAGACAAACAGCUCAUUAAUCAAAACUUUGCCUUAGAAUGAAUGCAAAUACUUACAGAGUUUAGGUAGAGAGCCCUUGUGUUUGUUUUUUUUCUGCACAUUUCUUUCUUACAGUGGAAUGCACCCCAUCCCAUAUGAAACUAGUGCCAGUGGUUUGAGGUUGAAGUGAAAAUUG